AUGCCAUCAGAGAUCGACGACAUAUUCUCGGGCAAGGUCCCAUCCUCGUCAUCCACCACCGGCGUCGGUCCAUCCACCUCUUCGUCGUCGUCCUCGGCCCCAUCGAAGAAGAAGAAAAGGGGGGACGGGAAAAAGGACCUGGCACCGUCCUCGUCCAGCCUCGACGUCCCUCUGGCGUCGUCGAGCAAGAAACGGAAACAACCCAGCAGCAGUAGCAGCGUCGACCUCAUCUCUGAGACUGCGACCGCGACUGGAUCAGGGGUCACGGCGGUGAAGAAGUCGAAGAAGGACAAAAGGGCAAAGCAGGUGCAGGUACAGGUUCUCCACGAUCCGUCCGCCGCCGUCGUCGUCGAUUCCACCACCAGCGGUAGCGGUGCGACGUCGACCAAGGGAAGCAAGAAGAAGCGAAAGGGCGGUGCGGCAGAGGGGAUAGAGGGAUAUGAUGCGGAGCAGCAGAAGGAGCUCGAGGAGUUUAUGGAUUCCAGAGGAUCCAGUCGGAAGAGGACAGACGAUGGUCUGCCCAUCUACUCCGAGGCCGAACUCCGGAUCGGUCAAGGCGGAGACACGCCGCUGUGUCCGUUCGACUGCGAUUGCUGUUUCUGA
Messenger RNA from Pseudozyma flocculosa PF-1, 603 nucleotides. RefSeq lists its product as uncharacterized. The transcript has 4 exons. Bases 1 to 603 code for a protein of 200 amino acids. NCBI's taxonomy places the organism in Eukaryota, Fungi, Basidiomycota, Ustilaginomycetes, Ustilaginales, Ustilaginaceae. The record is from RefSeq and is a predicted model, not a curated record.